AUGAAUUUGGCAGGGACAUUCCGGCUCAAGUCCGCAUUGUUGACGCUCGCCAUGAGCCAGUCACAGGUCUCCAAGAAGCGAAAGUUUGUGGCAGAUGGUGUUUUCAACGCCGAGUUGAAUGAGUUCCUGGCACGCACACUGGGUGAAGACGGAUAUGCGGGUGUGGAAGUGCGUGUCACUCCUAUCCGCACUGAGAUCAUCAUUCGGGCCACCAGGACUCGUGAGGUCUUGGGAGAGAAGGGACGCCGAAUUCGUGAACUCACAGCACUGGUGCAGAAACGUUUUGGCUUUCCCGAGAACAGCGUGGAACUGUUCGCAGAGAGAGUGGAGAACCGCGCUAGCUGCGCCAUGGCUCAGUGCGAGUCCCUGCGCUUCAAGCUGAUCGGUGGCCUGGCUGUGCGCCGUGCCUGCUAUGGAGUGCUCAGAUUCAUCAUGGAGAACGGUGCCAAGGGUGUGGAGGUCAUCAUCAGCGGCAAGUUGCGUGCGCAGCGUGCCAAGGCAAUGAAGUUUAGACAGGGCUAUUUGAUCUCCACUGGAGAGCCGAAGAGGCACUACAUCUCGGAGGCUGUUCGACACGUGCAGAUGCGACAGGGAACCAUCGGCAUCAAGGUUAAGAUCAUGAUGUCGCACGAUCCUGAAGGUGGGAAUGGGAAUGGUUGUGCUGCCUAA
This is a messenger RNA of Cladocopium goreaui, 669 nucleotides long. Lineage: Eukaryota; Dinophyceae; Suessiales; Symbiodiniaceae. The record is from the annotation of a GenBank genome assembly.